This is a messenger RNA of Hylaeus volcanicus, 3796 nucleotides long. RefSeq names its product 1-acyl-sn-glycerol-3-phosphate acyltransferase alpha (gene Agpat1). Gene Ontology annotation, molecular function: 1-acylglycerol-3-phosphate O-acyltransferase activity. The record is from RefSeq and is a predicted model, not a curated record. Gene Ontology annotation, biological process: phosphatidic acid biosynthetic process. The coding region runs from base 763 to 1587 and encodes 274 amino acids. Gene Ontology annotation, cellular component: membrane; endoplasmic reticulum. NCBI's taxonomy places the organism in Eukaryota, Metazoa, Arthropoda, Insecta, Hymenoptera, Colletidae. The transcript has 4 exons.
AAUACAUUUACGGAAAUAAGGCAACUUUGAAGCAAAAUAAUCGUAUCAAUGAGCAUAUCAAGACCAAGUAUGAAGUAAAUCCGGCCAUGAACAAAAUAUGUCCCAUACGAACAUUGCAACCCCUUUUCACCUCCUCAGGGGUUGAAUUUUUUAAAAUGCCGGAAUAGGUGUUCGAUUAAUUAUAUCGAAGAGCAUUAAGACCCAGUUUCGAGCAAAUCCGACCACAAAUAAAAUAUUCCUCGUACAAACGUUGUAAUCCCUUUUUACCCUCGCCCCCCUAGGGGUUGUAUUUUGAAAUAUCCUUUCUUAUUCCUUGCAUGCAUCAUAAAGGAACCCUCUGUGUAUAAUUUUAGCUAUCUCGGUUCAAGAGCCUGGGCGUUGAUAACUCACUGAAUCAGGGCUUUCAUUCUUAUAUAUGUAUAUAUAUAUGUACAUCAUCAGAGAUGAGAACAAAUAGGGCCGUAGGAACGAUACGCAGUGCAUUAGGGUGUGUAUGCGUGUGCGUGUGGGGGGUGGGUGGUGCAGAGUAGCUUUGCUGAAAUAGAGCGAACCGACAACAUUAUAAGACGGCAAUCCAGCAGUGGAUGGAUGACAAUCGGUGUUCUUCCUCGAUACUAUUCGAUACGUUGCAUCGUGUUCGAAGCCGUAGGAUAUCAUACAAGAUCAUUUUGAUAACCGUGAAACUACUUUUGUCAGUUGUGUGGUGCGGUAUCGAUAAAUUUGCUUACGGUAUCCGUCAUCCGCCCUCUAUCGCCAUAAAAGAUGGCACCGUCGUGUUUCGAGGUGAUCCUCGUCGGUUUCAUCCUCAUGUUACCGUUCUUGUACGAGACGAGCAGAACCUUUCGUUACUAUUUCAAGUUCCUCAUUUACUAUGGAUGCGUAAUGGUUAAUUCGAUCACGUUGCUUCCGAUUAUGCUGCUACGACCGUGGAACGUAAAAAACUUUGUAUUAGCAUCGUCUAUGUGCUCCUGUUUUACUAACUUAUUGGGAGUACGUUGGGAACUCAGGGGGAGAGAACAUUUAGAACAAGAUAGAGCAUGCAUAAUAGUAGCGAAUCACCAGAGUUCUUUAGACGUAAUGGGAAUGUUUCAAAUAUGGCCAGUAAUGGAUAAAUGCACUGUGGUGGGAAAGAAAGAGCUAUUUUAUGCAUGGCCUUUCGGGCUGGCUGCUUGGCUUUGCGGAUUGAUAUUUAUAGAUAGAAUGAAUUCAGAGAAGGCCCGUAAUUGUAUCAAUACCGCCACUAACCACAUCAAAGAUAAAAAGAUUAAACUAUGGAUAUUUCCCGAAGGCACCAGACGCAAUACCGGUCAGAUUCAUCCUUUUAAAAAGGGUGCCUUUCACGUUGCCAUUAGUUCCCAAUUACCUAUAUUACCAGUCGUAUUUUCUUCCUACUACUUUUUAUCUUUUAAAGAAAAGAGGUUCGAUUCAGGUCAAGUGAUGAUAACAGCGUUACCACCGAUAUCUACGGAAGGCUUAAAAACAGACGAUGUCAGUCACUUGAUGCAAAAGACACAGAACGUUAUGACGGAAGUUUUUCAAGCAACUAGUCGCGAAGUACAACUUUCAAGUACUUGUACUGCUUCCUAGAGUAAACCGAUCAUUCCAUGCGAAUUCGAUUCGCUAUUUCAUCGUUGGACGCUCAGCGGGGUAACUAAGUCUCAGUUUGAAAACCAAAGACUAUUUUUCUAUAUUUUAUGAUGCGUUUAUUUAAUAAUUAUAAUUUUAAUAUUCUACAAAGUAUUCGUAGCACCUGUAAAAUACGUGCAAGCGAGUAUUAGAAUAAAUCUUGUAUGUAUAACAAACUUAUUCUCUCUUGCUAGCAAUUUAUCACAUUUAAGUAUUCAAACCUGAAUCGACAACUUUCUGAAUCUUGGUAAUAUUUAUAUUUUGCUUUACAUAUUUCAUUUUACAGCAACUCUAUCUUACUCACUUUUUAUUACUUUAAACAAACUUUUCAACCUCGCUUAACGAACUUUGAUAUAAUCGAUGAAUGCAUGUAAAGUGAUAAGUUUUUUUUCGUAUAAAAAUAAAGUAUUAAUAUAUUAUGGAGCAGCUUUAACACGGACAGAUAUUUCGUUUCGGAACGAACGAAUAUUUUAAUUUUAUCUUUAUAUUGUAUAUAUAUACAUAUAUGUAUGUAUAUCGUUAAAGUAAAUGUAUCUCAUACAUGUUUUAUAUGUUUUAAUGUUUAUAUACACGUACGGUGAAAGUUAGGUGUAAGAAAAAGAGGAAGAGAAAGAAUCUGCUGUAAACGUCUUAAACGUUCCAGCUAAAUUAUUCAAAGGUCAGAAAAUUCGUGCGUAUAUCUCAAUUUUUAAUAAAUCAUACAAUCGAUUCUUUUUCUUCCUAUAAAUAAUCGUUUCAGUAAAUUAUAUGGAACAUGUUUUAUUUAGAUUUUAUACACUAUUUUAUACACUAUUUUAUACACGCUGGCCUUAAGGGUGCGCAGGAGUCAGAGCAAAACUCCAAGUUGACUUUAGCAACAGUUGCGAAAAAAGUAGGAUAGAUCCUACCGUUUCGUCUCAUCUUUUUCUGAUUUUUAAAAAAAAUCAGCCGCAAAGGUUGCUUCCUCAGCUCACAAAAUGAUAAUAACUGAUUUGAAAAAUUACAAAUGUUUGACAUCAUUCUGUCUUUGUCUCUCCUUCGAUUGUUGUGUCUCCCUCUCUGUCACAGCAUCAUUGGAGUGACAAGGAUCUAUCUAUCCUUUUCCCGGAGCUUUUCCUACUUUUUCCGCAACUCUCGCUGAAGUCAACUCGAAGUUUUGCUUUGACUCCUGCGCACCCUUAAAAUUAACAGUUUAUUCUUAAUUGGUUAUUUUUUUUGUUAAACUUGCUUGUUUUUUUAUAUUAUUUCAUACUUUAAAAAGUGUAAAUCUAUAAAAGUGAAUAAUAAUUACGAAAUUCAUUAAUGAAAUUUAUACACUGUGAUAAAAUUCUCAUUAGAACUUGUACUAUCGGUUGCACACUUUCUUCUUAGAUUUACCGUUAUAUUAAGAUUUAUCAAUAUUAUCGAUAAUUAGAAGAAAUUAAGUUGCCAGUCUCAUUAUCAAGAGUAUAAAUACCUACAUAGAAACACCGACAAAGCUAUUAUAUCAAGACAUCGAGCAUUGUACAAUUAAAUUUUUAUAUCAUAAUGUUUAUGUGCCAGGGAAUGUAUACAUACACAUGGCGUGAUUUAUGAACGCAUGUCAAUUUGGAUUGGGAUCGCGUAUUCAACAAUUGCCAAACGUACAGAAUCCACGAGAGAAAAUCCAACUUUGUAGCAUGCAGUAAUAUAACUCUUUUCAUUUAGCGUGUAGAUUUAUGCUCUGAAGGUAUGAUAAGACAUACAUUUACGAAUCGUCUUGUAUUAUUCGAAAUGAUCAUUCUGCUAUACCGAUGGUCCAAAUACAAUCGAAUGGAUAUAUAUAUAUAUACAUAUAAAUCAACUAUUAUGGUACGGUAGCUAUAAUAGUUUGUCGUAACAUUAUUCUCGCAAAAAGGAAGUGCACAGUUCCAGAAAUUUUUGUAAAAUUCAAAUAUGUAUCAGAUUUGUAAAUAAAUUAAAAUCUUUUGACUUAGGCUUGUGGAAAGUUGAACAUUUAAUUAUAUAUUAAUGCAGGUACAUUUAAAAUAUACACGAAUAGGAUACAUUAAUUGGAUCGAAUUGUUUUAGAACUAACGAAAUUAUCAUUGCAUCGUAUAUGUUAUAUUUACUCCUAUUUAAGUAAACAUGUCAAUUAUACGGUACAAAUAAAUUUUAACCGACUAAUGCACAGAUUACAUUUACUAUACCAAAAGCAUACAUGCGUUUGAGA